UAAGGCCAGUCACAGUCAGCCAGCUUGUCGACAACUUUGACGGCGUUUUUAAGAAGUCUUGGUGGUAAUUUAAACCGACACUUGGCGUAAAUAAGUUAGUUUAACUGGUGAAACGUUGGGACAGCGUGCGACUCGAGGCAAAGCGGAGGGAUACAAGCCAACAAGAGGGCGGUCUAAAAGCCCCGCCCACUUCCCCGCAGCUCACCUUCUCUGCCGCCACCCGAUUGGCCGUAGCGACGCGGAAGCCUCGCUCCUAUUGGUCCGGGCUAGCUGUCAAUCACUGCGCGGCGCCUCCUCAGGACGAGCCUCGGCUCCAUUUGCAGUGUAACUAAAUAGUUACGCCGCGCUUCAAGUCGGGGACAAUUUGAUCGCUCGCAGCCGGGGCGCGCUCGGCGGGACGAAGCACACUCGGCGACCGCGACUUGGGACGGUUUGAGCGGGCGUUGGACGCACCGAGACCUCGCUCGCCUCCUUCGGCAGAUGCGGAUGCUCCUUUGGCCCGGAGCCGGCCAGCUGAGGUGAAGGCGAGGGCACAGUGUGGAUGAGCCGCUGGGGGAACGAGGACCAUGAUCUGAAGGCUCGCUCGUCCUCUCUUCUUUCUCCGUCCUCAUCAUUGAAUAAAAAGCUCCCACGUCCGGCAGGAAGUGUUUAAACGUGCGAGCAGGAAGUGGAAGAAGAUUUAGCCAUCACCCCUGAGCCCCCCCAGCUGCAACACCACCAACAUGGGGAGGAAAAAGAUUCAGAUUCAGAGGAUCACCGAUGAGCGCAACAGACAGGUGACCUUCACCAAAAGGAAAUUCGGCCUGAUGAAGAAGGCAUAUGAGCUGAGCGUGCUAUGCGACUGCGAGAUUGCCCUCAUCAUCUUCAACCACUCCAACAAACUUUUCCAGUACGCCAGCACCGACAUGGACAAGGUGCUGCUGAAGUACACGGAGUACAACGAGCCGCACGAGAGCCGGACCAACGCCGACAUCAUCGAGACAUUGCGAAAGAAAGGCUUUAACGGCUGCAACAGCCCCGAGCCUGACGGCGAUGACUCCAUCGACCAAAGCCCACUAAACGACGACAAGUACCGCAGCAAGACGGAAGACCUGGACACCCUCUUCAAGCGCUACGGCGCCGCCGUCCCACAGCCAACCUUCUCCAUGCCUGUUACCGUACCGGUAUCCAAUCAGAGUGCCCCACCGCCGCAGCCAACCACCCUCCAUUUCAGCAACAACCCGGGCGGCACCCUGGUCACCACCACCUCCUUCGUCAACGCCGCCCUGUCAGAUCCCCGUCUGCUUUCGCCACAGCAAACCGCCCUGCAGAGGAACAGCGUCUCCCCUGGACUGCCGCAGCGACCUGCCAGCGCAGGUGCCCUCCUCGGAGAUCUGGGAAACUCCAACGGAGCGUGCCCGAGUCCAGUCCCUAACGGCUACAUUAGCGCCCGGGCCUCGCCGGGCCUGCUGUCCAUCUCCAAUGGCAACAACAGCAACCUGGUCAAGGUGGUCCCGGCCAAGUCUCCGCCUCCUGCCAGUCCUCAGAUGGUCAGCGCUCGCAAGCCAGACCUCCGGGUCAUCACGUCACAUGGCAGCAAGAGCCUCAUGCAGCUAACAGACGAAGAACUGGACCUGGUCAGCGAGAAUGCUCAACUGCUAGGCAGCUCCCAGGUGCCGCAGCCCCUCACCACCCCAGUGGUUUCUGUGGCGACUCCCAGUCUCCUGGCGCCCUUCUCCGCCAUGCAAACGCCCUACAACACUGAGUACCAGCAGACGAGCGCGGACCUGACGGCCCUGCAGACGUUCACGCCGGCGGGCCUGGUGCCUGGUAACAUGGCUGCUUGGCAACAGCAACAGCAGCUGGCCGUUGCCCAGCAACAGACGGCGCCGCCCAUCAGCCUGGCGUCACUCACCAACCUGGUGCCGAUGGCUCCUCUCCCUCAGGGCACGGCACUGACCAUCAACACCAACCCUCACGUCAACAUCAAGUCCGAGCCAGUGUCACCCAACCGGGACCGCAGCACCCCCUGCCCCACUUUGGGCGGGGGUGGCGGCAUUCAAAUCCACGGGCAGGUGGCGCCGUCGUACCCCGCCACCUUGCGCCUGGAGGCGGUAGGCCAAGGCCGCUCUCCCGUCGACAGCCUGAGCAGUAACGGCAGCUCCUACGACGGCAGCGACCGGGACGACGCCGCCGGCCAGGGUCGGGGCGGAGGAGGAGUGUGCGGCGGCGGCGGCGGCGGCGGGGCUCCGGACUUCCACCUCCACCAGCAGGCCGGCGUCCAGCAGCCCACCAUGGUGCUGCUGCGGCCCGCCUCGGCCGAGCCUCAGGAGCAGGACAACGUGAAGAGGAUGAGGUUGGACGCGUGGGUCACAUAAAGCCCUCGUGCCAUGCCGGGCUGGGCCGGACAGAACCAGUUGAGGCCCGUACCCAAACCCCAUUAACACACACCAGCCCCAGAACUCCUCCACACACACACACACACACACAAGCAUGCUUAACACUUUUGCACACACACUAACGUUCACAGUCACUACUCACAGCAAGGGCUUUGGCGUGAAGUUUCAGAAUGAACCUAAAAUGCACUAUAACCUUUUCCGGUGAACUUAAUUCUGACCUUCGAACUUUUCGAAUGUCCAACUGUUCAUCGAUUCCGUAUUCUUUGCAAAACUUUUUGUUCCCUAACCAGGAGCUGAAUUUUGUGUAUUUAUUGUUUUGUUUUGUUUUUGAAAUUCUGUUCACUUUUAAGCCUUUCUGUGACUCUUCCAGUCUCUCCGUUGCAACGUGCUGAAGACACUGUAUGACGGUCACAGCUAAGUGGCCACUUCACUCCACUCCAACGUCCUGUUCAAAGCCGAGCAAUGGCGUAAAAUGAAAAAUGUUACUUUAUUUGUGUAAGAUUUUGACUUUUUUCAGGUAUGCUUACCAUACUUUCCUCCCAAAAAAUAAUGUUAAAACCUCAUUGACCAAAAAAAUACAUAUAUUUUAGUUUCAUUAAACAACAAAAACUAUCAAAUAUUUGUAUUCUUGUAAGAUUAAAAGUAAUCUUGGUGAAAUAAAACUUUACAAAAUGUGGUUUUAUUCUGAUAAAUAUGCUUUUAUUCGGAUAAGAAUGAUAAAGAAAUUAACUUAAAUUAAUUAUGACUAUUGUAGGGUGAGUUUUGUAUUGGCCAGUAAAUUUAUAGUCAUCAGCAGGUUUGCAACAGAGAUACAGAGAGACUGGAAGAGUCACGGAAAGAUAAAAAAAGUGGACAUCCUUGGAAAUGUAUGAGGGUUAGGAAAACAUUUUAUUCUCAUAAAAGAUAAAAACUAUUACAUUUUAUUGUACUUUAUUCUAAAAAGAAUACUUUUAGUUUGUAUUUUUUAAUACAAUUUUGUUUUCUGGGAGAAAAAAAGUAUUGUAAAAUUACAAGUUUACUAUGGUGAGAUUACGAUGGUUACUGGUCUUAUCAAUAGGUUGCAACAAAGAUACUGGAAGAGUCACAGAAAGGCAAAGAAGUGUACAUUGUUGAAAAUGUGGCUCAAAUACCUGUGAGUUUUGCUCUUCAGCUCGUUGUUACAGAACAGCAGCUUGUGCAAAAAAGUACUGAAACAUUGAACAGUUCGAAAUGUCAAAGUAUACAGAAGGUCAAAAUAGAUUCACCUGUAAAGGUCAUAUAGUGCGUUUUAAGUUCAUCCUGACAUUUGACCUCAAAGUUCAAUAUCAGUUUUUGUGAUCACAUUUGCGGGUAGACUUCUAUCCCCUUAUUCCGUAUCGGUACCUUUCACAUGCGGCAGCAAGCCAGGAAGAAGCCAGUUUUAAUGGGUAGUGUUAAAGGGGCUAACGAGGUUUCCCAGCAUGCCUUGCGUGUGCCACUAUUGCGUCUGCGUGUCUCCGGAGUUUAUCAAGUAAAUGAAGGAAAAGUGUGCCCCACACUCACGGUCAAGAAGACCCCCCCCGAUACAAGACUGACGACCCUCACGAGUUUUAGACCGCUUUAACGCUUUACGGUUUGUAAGUGAGGUGGUUUUGAGUCCAAGUGUCCCAAAAUGCAUCGCAACAAACCAUGUGGCAUAGCUCUCUUCUUUGAUUGGUCAAAAGAAAGUCAACAAAAUGUUGGUUUACCGUACUGACUACAACACAAAAUGCACACCAGGAAAUAGCCCAGGUUCAGUUUCAAAGAUGAGUCCCCGUGAAUAACCAACUUCCUUUUCAGUUUGGGACACGAUUCACUCGGAAUGGCAAAAUUCCUGUUCAAUGUCACGCACAAUUCCCCUUAAAGGGCCGCUUCAAACCAAGACAACUGACUUCCAUAAUUUAAGAGACGAGUCUACUUCCUGUUAGAUUUGGGACGUAAGUCCCCCCAAAAAUGGCCGACUUCGUGUUAGACUUCAGGCACGAGCAGCCGACUUUUUCAAUUUCAGGCACGACUCGCCUAAAAUGGCCGACUUCCUGUUCAAUCGCAAUCUUGAGUCCCCCCCCAAAAUGGCCACCUAUACUGUAUUCAAUUUUGUCCCAAAUACCCAAUACCUUUUCGUGACCAAUUUCCCAGAAUUUAGCACUACAACGUCUUCCUGUUUGCACGCUUUUAAUCAAUCAGAGAAGAGAACAACCUCAAAGUUUUUGUCGCCAUGCGUUGUUUUUUUUUUUUUUUUUUUGUUUUUUGUGAACACUAACUUACGUUGCUUACAAACCAGAAAGCAGAGACGCUAACUAAUUCGUGAAUGACUUAAGUAAUUAGCUAAGUAAGGUGGGAAAGCAGCCUUUAUUGGAAUGAUUUGUUGCCACGGCAACGAUAGAAUCAGGGAGGACGAUGAGCCGCGUGUGUGUGUGUGUGUGCCUGCGCGCGCGCGCGGUGACUUGUGACAUGAACCACAUUGGGGUUGUGUACAUAAACGUGUGUGUGUGUGUAUGUGUGUGUGUGGGUGACAAGUUUGAGUAAUAAUAAUUAUAUAAAUAAUAAUAAUAGAUGACGACAACCACGUGCACGCCACAGGGAUUGUACAUAGGAGCUCAGUAUUUGGCAGGAAGUAAGGAAAGAACAUAACAAAUUCUCAGUGGAUUUUGUUUUGGUUGUUUUUUGAAAUAAUUCUUUAUGGCUGUGUGUACAGUAUAAAGGUGUAGUUUGUUGACAAUGCACCAGAGGGCGCUGUGGGGCAGAAAAGGGACAGUUGGGCCUCGAUGAUGAUGAUGAUGAUGAUGAUGAUGGAGCGCACUUUUUACACACACACACACACCCACGCACACAAAGAUCAAUGCAAAGAUUCGAUCCGUCCACGUGCUUUUAUACUUUUUGACGUUAAACUUUUAGAUCAUGAAGUCAGCAAAUUGCUGAUUUGGGGUUUUAGUGACAAAUAGUGCAAAUUGUAAUAUUCCUAUUAUUAUUCAGUUAUGUUGCCCAAAGGUAUCAGUUCGCUUUUGUUGCAUGUCAAAUUAACCCGCCUGUUUUCAAAUUUUAAAACAUAUAUAUAUAUAUAUAUAUAUAUAUAUAUAUAUUUGUCCUUUAGUGAAAUUUUUGGGCGGGAUAAAACUUCUGUUGGCUUUACUUUUUUUUUUCAACACUCCCCCAUACAUGAUCAUAUAUAUAAAAAUGACAAGUGGCUAAAAGGGGGGGGAAAAAAAUUUCGAAUUUAUACAAUAUUUGCAAAUAUUAUACACUCAUUCCCACUGUAUUCCAUAUAUGACAUUACACACACACUUUAUAUGACCGGUCAGUCAUCAUUUUGAUGACAUCAUCCCCUUUCCCAUUGGGUUGAAUUUUUCUAAACGUAUUGCAUUCAAACCCAUUCGAAAUAGUUUUCUGUUGCCGUGACGACGCAGCUAGCAUCGAUUUAUUUUGACGAGGAUUUAUUGGGGAAAUGUGCGAUACGGUAUUUUUGCUGCGGUAAAUGAACAUUUUACAAUGGAUUUUCCGCGGCAUUCUCAUUGUCAUCAUGAUUACAGGAGUCUGCCUCAAGCCAUACGCGACAUGGAUGUUGUUACCCGUGCGCUUCCUUUAGGGGGCGCCGUAAUCACGAAAAGACAAUCAUUUUCAAACCCGCCCACCUUGCAAAGCUGUUUGAGUAUUUUUUCCCAUAUCCUCAAUAUGCAGCUUAAGGUGCAUGCACUAGUACAUUCUUUGUCCUCACUUGUAAGACAAUUCAGCGCACUAGUAGAAUGACUGUCUUUGUAGUAACAUGUUUUCCAUUACUAGUUUCACUUUAGACCUACUAGUAUGGAAUGAAACCUUACUAGUAAACUACUGUGUUGCUCUGGUAACACUACUAGACCCAGCUAGUAAGUAUGUGUCACACACUAGUAGCUUCCUGGAUCCUACUCGUCGCGCCAAAAUGCCCACUAAUAGUUUUGCCUCACUAGUAACAAAGUUUUCCAACUAGUGUGCACAAAUUACUAUAUACUAGUAGUGGAAAAAAAUAGUAGUAGUGCACCCUAGUCCUGGUAGUGCAUUGAAUUGUCUUACUAGGGAGGACAAAAAGUGUAGUAGUACUAGGACCUGAUACAAUAUCCUUGAGAUCCAACAUUAGGUCCAUCUACUAGUAUGCUCUUUGUCCUCACUCGUAAGACAAUUCUGCACACUAGUAGAACUACAUGUUACUAGUGAAGCAAAACAGUGCAUUAGUUGACAGCUGUGUGGUACCACUAUUACUAGUGACACUCUAAAAUUCUACUAGUUAACAUCUGGAGCUUCACUAGUAGCACUCAGGUGCCAACUAGUGCAGUUUUGCCUAACUUGUAACAUGUAGUUGUCCUACUGUUUGCCAAAGUUGUCCUACUAGUGCAGAAAUAUCAGUAGUAGUAGUGGGGGAAAAUGUUACUCGUAAGACCCAGUCAUGCUACUAGUGCACUGAAUCGUCUUAUUAGUGAGCACAUAGAGCAUACUAGUAAAUGGAUACAGAAUAAAUGCGCAAACGCCAUUCAUUCGGUAUCCUUGAUGUCGCACUAGUAGGGCAAAAGUUGCACUACCAGGGGCGCUAGCUGUUCCUACUAUUGCACUGAAUUGGCUUACUAGUGAGGACAAAGAACGUACUAGUACGUGGAUCCUAAGCUGGAUAUGAAGGAUUUCAAAUAAACGCUCAAGCGGCUUUCCAUCCGCGGGCCACCAAAGCUAACGCGCUCGCUUUCCGGUGUUCAUUUGUGCUGGUGACAGUCUGUUUUUUAUGGUGAUAUUAUUCUUAUAAUAAAUAUGAAUCAUCAGCAUCACGAUGAGGUCAUCGACACGAUGAAGACUUUCUUUGUGUAGCUUAGUUUAAUUUGAUGAAUAUCUAUAAAUACCUUUUUGUUUGUUCGUUUGGGGGAUUUUUUUGUGUGUGCGUGUGUUGUUGUUGUGUUCUGAAUAAACAUCGCACGAUUUUUUCGACGCACAAGUUAAGCGAGGAUGUCACUGCUGCAUGGAUCAAGAGCAAAGGGGAAUAAAAUGUAAUAUCAACACACCGUCGUCACACAUAAAUAUAUGAAAGUAAAAAUGAAGAAAAAAAAAUAGUAAAUAAAUCAUAGCUAAUAUAUUGUGUUGGGCUAGUCUGCUUUUUUUGUUGUAAAGAGACUUUUGUUGGAGAAUGAUAUACAAUUUGUGUAUAUUUUCAUAAAUAAAAGUAUGCACUGAUAUGUUAUUACAAAAUCUAUACUGCUUUUACAAAAACAGAGUGUUUGUUAUUGUACCAAAGUAUCUGAUGCUACCCUUCUUGCGCCCCCACCCUCGCUCCCCUUUUGCGUAUGUUUUACCGUAUUUUAUAUAUUAAAUAGACAAGUUGACCUAC
Molecule: messenger RNA, 7713 nt
Organism: Phyllopteryx taeniolatus (common seadragon)
Lineage: Eukaryota; Metazoa; Chordata; Actinopteri; Syngnathiformes; Syngnathidae
Gene: mef2d
Product: myocyte enhancer factor 2d
Exons: 11
Coding region: 723-2357 (544 amino acids)
Biological process (GO): positive regulation of transcription by RNA polymerase II; cell differentiation
Molecular function (GO): protein dimerization activity; DNA-binding transcription factor activity, RNA polymerase II-specific; RNA polymerase II cis-regulatory region sequence-specific DNA binding
Source: RefSeq, a predicted model, not a curated record